GCCAUUCAUACUCAUUUUACAUGUCAUCCAUAAGCGACCAGCCUUGGUCUUUGAUAUUUUUAAACCUUGAAAAUUCCAAUCCAGUAACAACGAACGUUAACCACUUGUUYUUUCGUUUGUUUUUCAUYCUUCUUUUUGGUAACAUCGUGGCAGCCCCAGCACUUACUAUUAUAGAUACCUUCACAGUUAGGAAGCUUGGWGAUCAAAGUCAUAAAUAUGGYUCGCAGCGCUUGUGGGGCUCGCUUGGCUUUGGCAUUUCAGCGUUUAUUGUGGGUGCAUUUGUCUCGACAACUCAUUAUUGYCCUAGUCCGUUCACAAAGUCAUCCGAUAUCAACUAUACUCUUUGUUUUUAUUCGUUUGCAAUUCUUAUGUCCUUAGCACUAGUAACAGCAACAAAGAUUGAUCUAAAUAUUCCAUUGGAUAAUAAAACAGAMGAAUCUACAGAAACUAAAGAAAAASYAUYAUUCAUCAAAGAGUUUGUGGAUUUAAAAUUCCUUUUGUUUUUAUAUAACGCUUUCUUUUUUGGAUUUCUAGCUUCUUUUAUCAAAACGUUUUUAUUUUGGCACUUGAAGGAUAUUGGUGGGACGCCAGAACUCUUCUGYAUUAUUGUAGCUAUUCAUUGCAUUGCUGAAGUUACAAUGUACUUUUUGUCRUCGCGACUUAUUUCCUUAUUAGGACAUCUAAGAGUGCUGUAUCUGGGGUUAAUAUGUUACUCCAUUCGUUGCUUUAUAUACUGGUUCUUGUCAAGACCAUGGUCAGUUCUGCCCUUUGAAGUACUGUCAGGRGUAACUUCYGCAGCUGUAUGGUCGGCUAUGUUGUCSUAUAUUGGUCAAAAGACAWGCGAUGGGAAUGCGACCACGAUGCAGGGRCUUCUACAUGGAGUUCACUGGGGAUUGGGUUACGGUUGUGGAGAGAUGAUUGGUGGAUUAAUAGUGAGUUAUAUCGGUACAGGCAGCUGUUUUCUCAUUUUAGGAUUCACKUCUUUAAUACUGUUCAUUAGUUACUUUGUAUUCAACAGCGCUGUUGACAUCAUCCAAGCAACCAAARCGAGAUUUUCUAGUUAAUAAGUAGCUGUUUUCAUAAAGCGUGAGAGAUGAUUAUAAUAUGUUAUC
This is a messenger RNA of Exaiptasia diaphana, 1112 nucleotides long. Its product is annotated as major facilitator superfamily domain-containing protein 6-like. The record is from RefSeq and is a predicted model, not a curated record. Gene Ontology annotation, cellular component: membrane. The transcript has a single exon. NCBI's taxonomy places the organism in Eukaryota, Metazoa, Cnidaria, Anthozoa, Actiniaria, Aiptasiidae. The coding region runs from base 21 to 1064 and encodes 347 amino acids.